Messenger RNA from Desarmillaria tabescens, 1164 nucleotides. Its product is annotated as peptidase C13 family-domain-containing protein. The transcript is spliced from 7 exons. Bases 1 to 1164 code for a protein of 387 amino acids. The record is from RefSeq and is a predicted model, not a curated record. Gene Ontology annotation, cellular component: GPI-anchor transamidase complex. Lineage: Eukaryota; Fungi; Basidiomycota; Agaricomycetes; Agaricales; Physalacriaceae. Gene Ontology annotation, biological process: proteolysis; attachment of GPI anchor to protein. Gene Ontology annotation, molecular function: GPI-anchor transamidase activity.
AUGUUGCUUUUGUCUGUCAUCUUUCAGGUAUUCUUAUUUCUUUCCAGCUUCUCUUGGACGGCAUCUGGCUCGAAGGAGGACGUCGUUCGUGAAUUCUUUGCCAAUAAUGGAGGCAGUACGCCCACUGGCUCGACACAUACCAAUAACUGGGCGGUCCUAGUAUGUGCGUCUAAGUAUUGGUUCAAUUAUCGACAUAUGGCCAAUGCCCUCGGGAUGUACCGCACUGUAAAACGACUGGGAAUACCCGACUCAAAUAUCAUCCUCAUGUUGGCUGACGAUGCUGCAUGUAACUCAAGAAACAAGUUUCCCGCCAAUGUCUUCGCAAACCCCGGGCGGGCUCUUGACCUAUAUGGGGACAACAUCGAGGUGGAUUACAGAGGCUACGAAGUAACGGUGGAGAACUUCAUUCGGGUUUUGACCGGUAGAAUGGAACCUUCUGUUCCCCGGUCUAAGCGUCUAUUAACGGACGACCGCUCAAACGUUUUCGUUUACAUGACUGGCCACGGAGGCAAUGAAUUUCUCAAGUUCCAAGAUAGCGAAGAAAUCAGUGCCCACGAUAUUGCAGAUGCUUUCGAACAGAUGUAUCAGAAGAAAAGAUAUAACGAGAUCUUCUUCAUGAUUGAUACUUGCCAGGCCACUAGCAUGUAUUCCAAACUAUACUCGCCUAAUAUCUUCGCUACAGGCUCGUCGCAAGUCGGAGAGAAUUCGUAUUCGUACAAGAACGACAACGAUCUCGGCGUGUCGACCAUUGAUAGUUACACCCAUUACGUCCUUGAAUUCAUGGAAGGAAUCAAUAAGACUAGUCGCACGACUAUGGCCGACUUGUUUGAUUCAUACGAUGUGAAAGCUAUUAUGUCCCACCCAGGAGUCCGGAGCGACCUUUUUCACCGGCAUCUGAAUGAAACUUUGAUAACCGACUUCUUUGGGGGCGUGGCAAAUGUAGAGGUCUCGUCCAAGGACGUAGUGCACGGGCGGCCGGGUAACACAAAAUCAGCGUCUAUUUCAAGGGAAACCGUCACGGACCAGGAAAAGCCGAUGCCUCGACGGCAGUCUCCGAUCCCCUCAAAUUCCAGGGAGCCUGGAAGUUCCAAGUGGCGAACAUGGGGUUCCUGUAUUCUUGUUGGUACCUUAGUGGGAUGGACUUGCCCUUACGAAGUGAACUAG